GUGGCCGUCAAUCAUUCAUGAGGGGCGUAUCCAGACAGGAGUUUGUGGCUGAAGGAGUCUCUACUGUACCGAGAGGACAAACAGCUGCUAACAGGACAAUGUCUGCAGUACCUGAUGGGAAGAAACUCGUCCGGAGCCCCAGCGGUCUUCGCAUGGUGCCGGAAAACGGAGCCUUUAACAGCCCCUUCUCCCUAGACGAGCCGCAGUGGGUUCCGGAUAAAGAGUGCCCGAGAUGUAUGCAGUGUGACACCAAGUUCGACUUCAUCAGAAGAAAGCAUCACUGCCGGCGGUGCGGCCGCUGUUUCUGUGAUAAGUGCUGCAGUAAGAAGGUUCCGCUGCCCCGCAUGUGUUUCGUGGAUCCGGUGCGGCAGUGUGCUGAGUGCAGCCUGGCCUCCCAGAAAGAGAUGGAGUUCUACGACAAGCAGCUCAGAGUGCUUCUGGGAGGUGGCACCUUCGUCAUCACUUUGGGAACGUCGGAGAAGUCUGAAACCAUGACGUGUCGCCUCUCCAACAACCACAGGUAUAUGUUCCUGGACGGUGAGAGUCACUUCGAGGUGGAGUUGUCUCGGAUCUCCAGCAUGCAGAUUUUGACAGACGGGUCGAGUCCAGGAGGAGGGGUGUCGCGGGCCAGCGGCAUGCUGCUCCACUACAAGCCAAUGGGCUGCCAGGACGGCCAGCAGCUACGCAUGGAGGCAGCAGACGACAAGAAGGCGGCCUCCUUAUGGUUGGCUGCGAUGCACAAGGCGGCCAAACUGCUGUAUGAAGCUCGGGACCAGUGACGUGCAGGCCGCCUGCACCACUGAACCUCCAGGCAGCACACACCCAAGUGUUUUUGUACCCGGUGUCCCCGGGGUUUGGUAUUGUUUGGAUUUUUAUUAACGCCAGUCCAGAUUCUGCUUUUCCGUCUGAUUCCUCGUUGGUUCUUGAUACCAGUUCUUAUCAUGGUAAUUUCUAUAAAAAGAAAACCCUUUAUUACCUCUAUAACCAGUACUUUGUACAUCAUGUUUACCGCAAAUAGGCCGAUUGUUCUUCUUUUUUUUUCCUUUGCAUUUUCCAUCUUUCAGAGUUGUUUAAUCCUCUUUGAUUUAAUACAUAAAUCAGGGCAAGCAGCUUCUACUUUUAAUUCCUGUUCUUUUUCUCAGAUUAGAGAGCUGGACAUUGUUUUUGUCUUUGAUACUUACAGUUGGACCUUGCCAUUAUAACACCUAAGUAAAUGUUAACGUUACAGCUUUCAUAAAUCAUUUAAAUCAAACUUCAGAGAUGCAGUAAAACUUCAGAUAGAGGCACGGUUGUUUCGAUAACUUUAUAUGCUGCAGUUAAAUGUUUUUUUUUGUGUGUGUGUGUGUGUGUGUCAUCUGGGAUUUUAUUUCCUGGAAGAAGUAAUGAGACACUUUACAGAUCCCUGUAGGGAUAUUUUUUAAUUUUAAUUCAAAUUUAGCUGACCCUGCUUCCACAGAGGUCAGCUAAACAGCGCCAAGUAGGGACUGAAUGUCUUUGCUCGAGGGACCUUCAGCAGGAUUUUGACUCCGAGCUUCCAGAUUAAAGGACACUUCCACCUUUUAAAUCCCUUUAACGCAGAUAGAAAAGCAGCUUUGUGUGAUGUGUUUUGCAUUCAUUGCAUUGCAGUUGUUUGUAACUCCAUAGACAACAAAGAUGUCUGCCUUAGUGGAGUUUUGCCAUUCACCAGGAGUACAGACCACAAUGCAGUGGUAGGGCAAUGUAGGAUUCUGUAUCUGAAACAGAAUCAGUUUAUGGGAAUUUUUGUGACAGAAUAUGUCCUGAAAUGCAAAGAACAUCACAGGUUUAUCCACAAUUUAAACAAAAUUGUUCGAUUUUUUUCUUUCUUUAAGAGACAGUUGAGUUUCAGAUGACCAGUUUCUGUUUCUUUGUAAAUUAUUAUGUUAAACUCUUCUUUCUGCUGCAAUUAUUUACAGAUUUAAAUCUUCAGGCCUCAACGUCUAAGGAAGCUAAGGACUUUUCACUGAUUUAGUGAAGCAUAACCACACAGACAUAAAUAAAUGCUUUAAAUGUA
This is a messenger RNA of Perca flavescens (yellow perch), 2032 nucleotides long. It is a transcript of the gene zfyve21, whose product is annotated as zinc finger, FYVE domain containing 21. Bases 18 to 779 code for a protein of 253 amino acids. NCBI's taxonomy places the organism in Eukaryota, Metazoa, Chordata, Actinopteri, Perciformes, Percidae. Gene Ontology annotation, molecular function: metal ion binding. The transcript has 7 exons. The record is from RefSeq and is a predicted model, not a curated record.